AGGCGGAGCCGGUUGUGUCACGUGGACCCCGCUCCCGCCGCCGCUGCUGCCGUCGUCUUUCUCUGUCUCGACUGAGGCAGCCAUCUUGCUCUUGCCGCGUGCUGUUGUUGGAGGACCCUCCCUGCUUCAGAUUUACCAACAGCAUGAAUCAAGAAAAGUUAGCCAAACUUCAGGCUCAGGUCCGGAUAGGGGGCAAGGGUACAGCUCGCAGAAAGAAGAAGGUGGUACAUAGAACAGCUACGGCUGAUGACAAAAAACUUCAGAGUUCUCUAAAAAAACUGGCUGUGAAUAAUAUAGCUGGUAUUGAAGAGCUUGAUGUGCCUGUGCAUUCUUACUCUGAUAAAGGUUAGAACUUCAGGGCGCCUGGGUGGCU
Molecule: messenger RNA, 373 nt
Organism: Leptonychotes weddellii (Weddell seal)
Lineage: Eukaryota; Metazoa; Chordata; Mammalia; Carnivora; Phocidae
Source: RefSeq, a predicted model, not a curated record